Linum tenue is the source of this 772-nucleotide messenger RNA. Lineage: Eukaryota; Viridiplantae; Streptophyta; Magnoliopsida; Malpighiales; Linaceae. The record is from the annotation of a GenBank genome assembly.
UCCUCCUCGCCGCCGACGCUGGCGUUUGGUCUACAAGGAUUUUGGGCGUCCGUCUCGCCACCGUUGUUGCUGGCUUUGGUCUUUGAGGGUUUCGAAAAUCUCGGCGGAGAGGGACUUCGACGGAACAAGGGAGGGCACCGGAGCCUUGGACGACGACUAGGAGAUGAGAAGGCGAAGGCGACGAUGAAGAAAAAUUCCGAUCAGUCUCCGUCUUCCUUCCUCCGUCAAACCGCCGCCGCUACCCACCUCCCCACUACCGCCUCUACCGCUGGGAGCCACAGCUUCCCCGCCGCCUCCGCCCAAAGCCGCGACACGAGCGUUCGUCGACAAUCUGAGGGAAAUCUCCCCCAAAAUCCUACGGGUCCGGGAGCUAGUCCAAUUUAUUAGGAGAGUAGAAGGGUUGCUAGAGAAGUGUUGAAAUGGGGUUCCUCUUUGGAGAAUUUAUCUCAGAAGAAAAAGUUUCCUCAAAAUGCCAAAACAAUUUAUGGUCUCUGGAAUUUAAGGGAGCUUGCUGCUUGCUAACGGGGUUGUCUUGAGGAGCAGAGGAGAAGGAAGGGAAAAUUGGGAUCGCGGUGGUGACAUCUGUUUUCAUCUGUGCUCAAAGUUAUCCCAGGUGUCCAACAUGCAAAUCAUUGAACUUUGUGUAAAUAAAAGGGAAGACUAAUUAUCACUAAUAUUUUGCUUUGAAUAGCAAAUAGCAAUUGCCCAUGUCUACUAAUUUUAUGCACUGAUCCAUUUCGUUAUCAUUUUUUCUUUUUCUAAACAUAACUCA